UAUGCAUUCCUUCGAACCACUUAAUUUACAAUGAUUAACCAAGUUGAUUGCUGUGAAUGUAUGAAAUCUGGGUUCAUUUGGCCUUCGUUGGAAUUUAUUGCUGUAAAACUGUAUGAAAUCUGGGUUCAUUUGAGCGGUGUUUAUACUUUCUCCAAUGUUGGUGUUUGAUUUUUUGGUAUGUUGGUGUUUGAGCGAUUGUAUAGGAUUUAUAGUGCAUUGUUGCUUCUGCCUCUUGGUAGAUUUUGGGUGUUAUGGCCUCUCAACACCAUGAAGUUAGCGAGAACGAAGGAAGUCCAGAGGGUAGCAACGACUUCUAUCCGAAUAGGAACUCAAAAGCUGACAGGUCUAGACGCAUAUGGUCGGUCCGUGAAGAAGAGAUCCUAAUGGCAACUCUAAAGGAGUUGGCAGCUAAUGGAUGGAAAUCCGACAAUGGGUUUCGCUCUGGUUACCUGGUACGCGCGAGGGAGGCGAUUAAGCGUGAAUUUCCAAAUACCGAUAUCCUCCCACACCCGCACAUCUACUCCAAAAUAACUACUUGGAAGAGGAGUUAUGGAUCACUAAAGAUGAUGCUAAACCACAGUGGCAUUGGCUUCAAUUCGGAUGGUACAUACCGAAUUGAAGCCGAUGAUGAACAGUGGGCACUUUUUUGCAAGAAAGACAGACAUGCGAAGUACAUGAGGAACAAAUCGUGGCCUCAAUACGAAGACUGGAAUGAGGUGUUUGGUCAGGACCGUGCGGAUGGUGAACGUGGUAUAGACGUGUCUGCUGCUGCGGGUACAAUAUACGGCCAACAAAAUGAAGUUCCAGUCGAUGAGGCCAUUUCCCCCCACAUGACGUUUGCAGAGCUAUUUCCUGACGAGCCAAUCCCGGACGGGAUCCUUCCAGACAUGAUAGACGACAGCCAAUCUGUAACAGAGGGUGGAGUGCCUGGAUCUAGUGCUGGUGUUGAUGUCGGGACAGUUUCGGGGGCGGGGGUGCGUCAACCACAUGCCGUGGGGGCUGCAUCUGGGUCGGGGUCCGGUCCAGAACAAAAACUAACUAAGAAGGUGAUGAAGAAGCGAAAGGUCGAAGACAAGAUGGACGGCGUGCUAACGCUCAUGGGACAGCUUCACAGCGAUACUAAUGAUCGUUUGACCGAGAUUUCAAAGAGAAUAUGA
Salvia splendens (bonfire salvia) is the source of this 1157-nucleotide messenger RNA. RefSeq lists its product as uncharacterized. The record is from RefSeq and is a predicted model, not a curated record. Bases 252 to 1157 code for a protein of 301 amino acids. The transcript is spliced from 3 exons. NCBI's taxonomy places the organism in Eukaryota, Viridiplantae, Streptophyta, Magnoliopsida, Lamiales, Lamiaceae.